This is a messenger RNA of Lodderomyces beijingensis, 897 nucleotides long. NCBI's taxonomy places the organism in Eukaryota, Fungi, Ascomycota, Pichiomycetes, Serinales, Debaryomycetaceae. The record is from the annotation of a GenBank genome assembly.
AUGGCUAAGGAGCACAAGAAACUCGAGCUCCCUCCAUUCGAUAUCAGGAAAGCAUUUGACGUCACCAAAACAGGUCCCCAUUCAUAUCUAGGGGUCGCCCCAUUGACCAAGCCGAGUCAGGCAACAAAAGGAGCCUACGGUGGAAACACAGUAGCACAAGCGAUUCUCGUGGCGCUCCGAGCAAGUCCAGCUGGUUUCACUCCCAACUCGAUACACAGUUUUUUCAUCAAGGCCGUCAACGACAAAGAACCAGUUCUGUGGCAAGUUGAAGAAAUCUCCAACGGCAAGACGUUUGUCAAUCGAUUCAUCCGGGGCUAUCAAGGCGACACCAUCGUGUUUACGGCGAGUGUAUCGCUAACCAAGAACAACUCCACCUUGCAAAAUGCAGCUAGGAACAACAAAAACGGGUUGAACUUCAGCAUACCGCCCAACAAUACCAUGCAAGCGGGCGAAUUUGCAAACUUGCCCGUGAUCUGGCGCAUGGCGCCAUUGAACAUCUACCAGAAAAUCUACUCGCAUCAAAGCGACCCAGAAACCGUCACGUUUGUAUUGCGAUUAGGCAUCAAAGACGACCCCGACUACCAUGAGCCGCUCACAAACGUCGACAACGAGUUCAAGUAUGUGGGGGUAACUGCGCUCACAGAUUGGAUGGCGCUCGAUUUCUUGCUUCCGCAUUUAGACGUCGACGUGAGACCGAAAGUCCAGGCGUCGAUCGAUCACAGUGUGUAUUAUCACGAGGAUGACUUUGACGUCGAUGAUUGGUUUAUUUAUGUCUUGAGCAUGCGAUGGGCGGGGAACGACCGGGCUUUGUUAAAGGGCGAUGUCUAUACGCUGGAUAAGAGACACGUCAUGACCGUAGUGCAGGAGCGGUUGCACAUUACGAGUCCGAAGUUGUAA